Messenger RNA from Suricata suricatta (meerkat), 1349 nucleotides. RefSeq lists its product as uncharacterized. The record is from RefSeq and is a predicted model, not a curated record. The transcript has 5 exons. Lineage: Eukaryota; Metazoa; Chordata; Mammalia; Carnivora; Herpestidae. Bases 1 to 669 code for a protein of 222 amino acids.
AUGGGGCCUGAACAACGAUCGCGCCCCAGAUCUGACCCUGGCCCAGUAAGGGCCAUUUCAUCCUCUCCAAACGAAUUCAAAGCCCUCGUGUCCCCCAGGGGGGGACAACAGGCUCUGGCCCAACCUCGACCACCUGGAGAGCCGGUGCCUGCCCCCGUCACUGCCUCACAUCAGCCCCUCGGGCCAUUUCGAAGGUGGGAACCUCGAAGGAACCCUGUGGGAUCUUUUUACGGAGUCUCCAUCUCGGAGUUGCAGAUCGCGAGGGUCGAGGCCCUUGCACUCUCGCGAGCGCUGGCAGUAGCUGCAGAACCAAAAGAAAGCGAGGGACCAGGGCCUUGGCACGUCCGACCUCUGGGAGCUUCCCGCCUAAAGGCCCACCACGACGUGGCCAGUCUCUUCCAGGCAUACCCCUCCCCAGCACUGAGAGAACCACAAGCGGGAACAUCUGCGGUGACAAGUGAUGGAACUGGAGGUCCAGCCCAGCAGGAGGCAGAUGGCCUGCCUUGUGCCUGGGAGGCCAUUGUUCAUUUCUCGCAGGGGUCUUCAGGAAAAGAGCUGCCAGCCAACUACCCACCCAACCGCUGCUGCGAGAAUCUUGGCCUGACCAGAGGCCCGAUAGACCUGCUGCCCACCCACUGCUUCCACUUCCGCCAGCUCCUGCCAUCCUAGGGCAGGGGCGCCCAGAGUCCUCUCAGUCCUGUCGCUGCACCUUGGCCCCAGACUGUCCUCUUUCUGGGGGACGUCUCUUCCCCCCUUGUCACCUCUUCACCCCACAAGACCCAGCAAGACCCACCUGAAUGUCACUUCUUCAAGGGAAUUGUUCUCUCUUCCCCCAGUGAUUUCGUCACCAGUGGAAAUCCUAGAUGUGCUUCUGUCUCUGUAGGGCCGUCCCCGAUUUUCUGGAAACUCUGUUUCUGCUCAUCAGCCCUGUGCUGCAGCCGCUACUGGAGCCCUGAGGCCUCUUCACUCGGUGUGUCCCGACUGAGGCACGUGGUCGCCAUCCCACUGCUUUGCUUUUCUAUCAUUUGAUACCUGUUAUUUCCACAGAUCUAGUUUCAUGCACAGUCCUGCGAUUCUGUGAAGGAGUCUAUAGGCUUCCUGGGACUCCAGAAAGAUCUGUGACUCAGGACAGGUUAAGGACUCCACAUGGGUCAGUAUGGAGCCCAGUAUUUUGUGGCCCAGAGGCUGGAUCUCUUUGGGGACAGAACUGGCAGACUGGGGGAGACGGAUCCCCCCAAAGUAAGCAUGCCAUAAGCAGAAGUGGGGAAUGGGGCCAGCAGGAGAGAAGGGGUCAGUCAGAUAGUGCGGACACACGUCCCAGGCCCCAGACCCUGAGCCCUCCCCGUGGA